Messenger RNA from Lagenorhynchus albirostris (white-beaked dolphin), 1155 nucleotides. It is a transcript of the gene C15H20orf173, whose product is annotated as chromosome 15 C20orf173 homolog. Gene Ontology annotation, molecular function: beta-galactoside (CMP) alpha-2,3-sialyltransferase activity. The coding region runs from base 1 to 1155 and encodes 384 amino acids. The record is from RefSeq and is a predicted model, not a curated record. The transcript has 6 exons. Lineage: Eukaryota; Metazoa; Chordata; Mammalia; Artiodactyla; Delphinidae.
AUGAUAUACUCAGUGGCACUGAGGACCCCACUGAGAGCUCAGCCUUCCUCCUGCAGGGAGGAUAGGGCACACACCAUAUGUUAUCUCUCUGCUCUCACACCUCCCAUCCCAGGCCCAGCCAGAGUCCCCUUUGGAGGGGAGCAAAUGGAUAGGGAAGUGGGAGAUGAGGGGUUGGGAGGAGGUGUGGUGUGGAGGGCUGGGGAGCCGUGGAAGCCAACAAGACAGAGGGUUGGGGGGCUAUCUGUGGCCUCAGUUCCUCACCCCUCCCAGUCCCAGGUAGAGGAGCCAGUCAGCUGCCUGCCACUGGAGCCUUUGCCUGGGCCAGACAUGAAGUGCUGCUGGCAGAUUUUUGUCCUGUGCAUCUCCUUGAUGCUCAUCUUGUGGCUGAUGGCCCCCUGCCUGGAUCUGAAGCCGGAAUCGGCACCCCACGAAAAAUGGAUGAAGGUGGUACCAUGGCGUUGCAGCUGCCCUCCGUUCAAGUUCAGGAAAUAUGGCUGCCCAUCCGGGACCCUCAACGACUCUGUCUGCCACCACACGGCCGGAGGGAACUGGUUUGAUGUAGGUUACGAGAAGACGAUGGGGCACCUCAUGGGAGCAGCAGAGCCCACCAGCCCUGACGCUGUGCUCUCGUGGUCGGGCAUGAACUCAGCAAGCGAGCUGGGCAGAGUGCGGGAGAAGCUGUUCAAGGUGAUUCCCAGGACCUUGGUGAGCCAUUUUGAUCUCUUCUGUGGAACUUGUGCAUCGGUGGGGAACUCGAAGAUCCUGUGGGCCGCCAGCCUCGGCAAGAGUGCCAACCACACCGCGGUCUCCAGGAUGAACCAGGUCCCUAUUCAGGGCUUCGAGAUGCUGGGGAACCAAACCACAGGACAGUCCGUCUCCCUCCGGAAUGACAGGGACCAGGGUUCUUGGAGGCAGCUGGAUCUGCUGCUCCUGAGGCUCUUUGUUCUGGCAUGGACUUCAGAUGCUCUGAGUGAAGAGGUGAUGGUCUGGGAACCCAGACAUUCUCAGUAUGGGGGAUUUUGGAAGAUGGUCCAGUUCCCUAGUAGAAUGGAAGAUAGAAAAGACCAGGUCCUGGUGAUUAGCCCCACUUUCCUCAGGUACACUCAGGGCAACAGGCUGGAUAAAAGGGGAAUCCUCUCUCUUCCUCCAAUAUGA